UAUUUUAUGGUCCGCAAUGGUGAAAAUUGACUAGGACAAUAGAGAGUGCUUCUACGUCCACAUAAAUACAUGAAUACGUGGAGUAACCCCCCAUCAUACAUCCCACUCCCACCUACUAAUAUGCAGAGGGUGAGGGGCAGCCCCACAGAAACCCGAUGAAUCACACCUGAGGAGGCAAACAGGAAGAGCAGUAGAAGUUGUUUGGCAGCAACGGCAGCAGGAGCAGGUAGGAGACACAACACACACAGUUUCAGAGAUCCAACCAAUCCAGGGGGGCCUUCACCUCUCCACCCUAUCCCAGACCAGACCAGAUCAGACCAGUCCAGAUCAGAACCAGACCCAGACCAGAACUAAACCAGUUCAAACCAGACCAGACCAGUCCCAAUCAAGUUGUUUAAGGCGUAGCGGACUGAGAGAUGAGGGGUAGGGCUCUCUGACCCCUGACACUAACAAGGUGGUGUAACCUCCAACCCCUGUGGCUCCUCCGAUGUUCUCCAGAAAGGACAGCCUUCCCUCCCCCAGCUUGGAAGACUCCUUCUUCCCCCUCUCCUCCACCUCCUCCCAUUCUCUCUCUCUCAAUUAUCCCUCCUCCAGUUCCUCCUCCUGCUGCCAGGGUGGGAGUGGCUCCAUGGGGAAGGCGGGGUUGAAGGCAGAGCUGGAGGAGGGUCUAGAGACAGAUCUGAUCCUGGCUGCUGAGUUGGGCCAGGCUCUGUUGGAGAGGAAUGAAGAGCUGGCCGAGGCACUGAUACAGAGAGACAGACAUGUAGAGGUCCUGCAGCAGGAGAAGCAUGUUCUCCGGAGGAGAUUGGAGGUAUGUGAGCUGUCGUCACAACAGAGAGAGGCGGAGCUAACCUCCGAACUCUCCUCUUUACUGGCCGAGCUGGACCGACAUCACAGCCGGGGGCAGGGCCAGAAGCGGGAGGAGAACACACAGCUGACUGAGCUGGCCAAUCACAACCACCGCCUGGUGGAAGAGUUGGCAGAGGCGGUGUCAGUAGAACACUCAUUACGUGUGGAACUCCGUUCACUCCGAGAAGAGAUGGAAGACUCCUCCCUCAGCAAAACCAUUAGUUCUACACAACUAGACAACACACAAGCAGAGAACAGGGUGUUGAAGGAGAGGCUGGGUAAUAUGGAGGAACAGUUGAGGCUGUGGCAGGAGGACUGUGAUAGGCUGAGAGGAGAGAGGGAGAGGCAGAGAGAAAGACUGACAGAUCUACAGACCAAUCUGCGAGAGAGAGAAGCCCAGUUGGAGCAGGAACAGAGUGUGGUGUUUGAGUUGCGGACACUGAGCCGUUCUCUAGAGCGGAGAGUCCAGAGGCUGGAAGAGGACACCAGUCUGGAUGACACACACACUUACACACACCCUCUGUCCCUGCUCAGUGAGAUACAGCAGACUCAGGUACUCACACCCCCUCUGUCCCUGCUCAGUGAGAUACAGCAGACUCAGGCUACAGAGACACUGUUGGCCCACUCUACCAUCCUACAAGACAAAGACCAGGAGAUAGACACACUGAGAGAAAAGCUAUGCUCCAGAGAGGCGGAGCUUGAUUCUCUGAGGGAGGAGCUACAGCCAUUCAGGAGCUGUCAAGGAAAACCCAGCUACAGCUCCCUGGAGAGCGAGGUGUGUACGGUGCGAGCGGAGAGAGACAGUCUGACCCAGCAGCUGCUGAACACCAUUCAACACAAGGUGGUGCUGUCGCAGGAGGUCGACGCAUGGCAGGAGGACAUGCGGCUGCUGAUAAGUCAGCAGGUGCAACAGCAGGCAGAGGAGAAAGAGAGAGAAAAGGAACAAGAGAAAGAGAGCAAGAGGAUGGGGCUGCAGAGAACUCGGUCCAUGAGAGUCAGAGGAGAGAGAGGGAAAGGAGGAUUCUUCUCUUCUCUCUUUAAAGGAGAUGAAUAGAGAGAUGGAGGGACAUAGAAAUGGGGGAGAGAGGGAAAGAGAGGACAGGUAUUUGAUGUAAAUAUUGAAAUAUAGAUCACAUGGUUAGAUAUUUAGUUUAUACUGUAAUGUUUUACACAUUCGAAAGUCUCUCAGCCUAUCACACAAUGUUAUGCAAAUUAGUUCCUGUAUGUGAGGAUACUGGGGGUAGUUUUUGGUGAGGCGUUUGUGCAGCGGGUCAGUGCUGGUGUGCACUGUAUGUGUUCAUCCAAAUAAAUUACAAGUUGAUUAUUUUAUGGGAAAUCAGUGUCCUAGACUGUUUACGCUAGUCAACAAACUACAUGCGCCUGUCGGUGGCCUUACAGGCUCAUUACAAUACUAUACCACGCCCAUGUAAUGUUGAGAAUGUACUACUGUGUAUAUUUAGUAUGUUCUACUGUGUAUAUUUAGAAUGUUCUAAUGUGCAUAUUUAGAAUGUUCUCCUGUGUAUAUUUAGAAUGUUCUACUGUGCAUAUUUAGAAUGUGCUCUUGUGCAUAUUUAGAAUGUUCUCCUGUGCAUAUUUAGAAUGUUCUACUGUGCAUAUUUAGAAUGUGCUCUUGUGCAUAUUUAGAAUGUUCUACUGUGUAUAUUUAGAAUGUUCUACUGUGUAUAUUUAGAAUGUUCUACUGUGCAUAUUUAGAAUGUUCUACUGUGCAUAUUUAGAAUGUUCUACUGUGUAUAUUUAGAAUGUUCUCCUGUGCAUAUUUAGAAUGUUCUACUGUGCAUAUUUAGAAUGUGCUCUUGUGCAUAUUUAGAAUGUUCUACUGUGUAUAUUUAGAAUGUUCUCCUGUGCAUAUUUAGAAUGUUCUACUGUGCAUAUUUAGAAUGUGCUCUUGUGCAUAUUUAGAAUGUUCUACUGUGCAUAUUUAGAAUGUGCUCUUGUGCAUAUUUAGAAUGUUCUACUGUGUAUAUUUAGAAUGUUCUCCUGUGCAUAUUUAGAAUGUUCUACUGUGCAUAUUUAGAAUGUUCUACUGUGCAUAUUUAGAAUGUUCUACUGUGCAUAUUUAGAAUGUUCUACUGUGCAUAUUUAGAAUGUGCUCUUGUGCAUAUUUAGAAUGUUCUACUGUGUAUAUUUAGAAUGUUCUACUGUGUAUAUACAGUGCCUUGCAAAAUUAUUCAGCCCUUUAUGGAUUUAUGACAAUGAAAUAAUUUUUUUCAUCCCACAUUUUCAUAACACAAUAAAAUAUGAAGAAAUCCAAGGGGUCUUGAAAACAUUAUGCAAGGAGCUGUAUAUACAGUAUAUUCAUGAUACUAUUGUGUUUAUAUACAGUAUAUUCAUGAUACUAUUGUGUUUAUAUACAGUAUAUUCAUGAUACUAUUGUGUUUAUAUACAGUAUAUACAUUCAUGAUACUAUUGUGUUUAUAUACAUAUAUACACUACCAUUCAAAAGUUUGGAGUCACUUAGAAAUGACCUUGUUUUUGAAAGAAAAGAACAUUUUUUGUCCAUUAAAAUAACAUCAAAUUGAUCAGAAAUACAGUGUAGACAUUGUUAAUGUUGUCAGUGACUAUUGUAGCUGGAAACGGCUGCUUUCUUAUGGAAUAUCUAUAUAGGCGUACAGAGGCCCAUUAUCAGCAACCAUCACUCCUGUGUACAGCUGAAAACUGUUGUCCUGAAUAAAGAAGAGAUAAAACUGG
Messenger RNA from Oncorhynchus kisutch (coho salmon), 3558 nucleotides. RefSeq names its product BICD family like cargo adaptor 2 (gene bicdl2). The record is from RefSeq and is a predicted model, not a curated record. The coding region runs from base 488 to 1903 and encodes 471 amino acids. The transcript is spliced from 10 exons. Gene Ontology annotation, biological process: Golgi to secretory granule transport; vesicle transport along microtubule. NCBI's taxonomy places the organism in Eukaryota, Metazoa, Chordata, Actinopteri, Salmoniformes, Salmonidae.